AUGCCUCUCCUCUUCCGGCCGCGCCCCGCGCAAGUCCUCCGCCAAUUCCAAAAACGCACAUACUCGGUCGCCGCGCCCUCACCCGUCAUCAAAGUCACAAGCGUGCCCGCACCCCACAGCGGUAGCAUACGCAUCCUCUCGCUGAAUCGCCCCGCCGCCCGCAACGCGAUAUCGAGACAAUUGCUCGCGGAGCUGUCCCACCAGGUCAGCAGCAUCCACGCGGAGGGCGAGACCGGGUCCACGAGGGCGCUCAUCCUCACGAGCGAGGUCGACACGAGUUUCUGCGCGGGCGCGGAUCUGAAGGAGCGGGCGACGUUCACGCAGGAAGACACAGCAAACUUCCUCGCCAACCUCCGCGGCACCCUAACCUCCAUCUCAGCACUCCCCAUCCCCACGAUCUCCGCGCUCGCGGCCCCGGCCUUCGGAGGUGGCCUCGAGCUCGCACUCACGACGCACAUGCGGGUCUUCGCCUCCACGGCGACGGUCGCGCUGCCGGAGACCAGGCUCGCCAUCAUCCCCGGCGCAGGCGGGACAUAUCGUCUCCCCGCGCUGAUCGGCCUCUCUCGCGCGCGCGACAUGAUUCUCACUGGCAGGAGGGUCGGUGGGCCUGAGGCGUAUUUCCUCGGCCUGUGUGACAGGCUUGUCGAGAUUACGCCGGAGGAGGCGGGCCAGGAGGGGAAGGCGAGGGGCAAGGUGCUCGAGGAGGCGGUUAGGCUGGCGAGGGAGAUCUGCGAGGGUGGGCCGAUUGCUAUCAAGGCUGCGCUGGCGGCGGUGGAGGGCUGCGCGCUGGGCGAGAAGGCGGAGAAUGCGGCGUACGAUGUUGUGGUUAAGACUAAGGAUCGGGACGAGGCGCUCGCUGCGUUUAGGGAGAAGAGGAAGCCUGUUUUUAGAGGCGAGUAA
Messenger RNA from Aaosphaeria arxii CBS 175.79, 900 nucleotides. Its product is annotated as ClpP/crotonase. Gene Ontology annotation, molecular function: enoyl-CoA hydratase activity. The transcript is spliced from 2 exons. The record is from RefSeq and is a predicted model, not a curated record. Gene Ontology annotation, cellular component: mitochondrion. Gene Ontology annotation, biological process: fatty acid beta-oxidation. NCBI's taxonomy places the organism in Eukaryota, Fungi, Ascomycota, Dothideomycetes, Pleosporales. The coding region runs from base 1 to 900 and encodes 299 amino acids.